GCACAGUAUGGUGCUGCACACCAACUUUCAGCUACAGUAGGCAAAUACAGCAGGACGCUCUGAGUGGGUGUGUGCGUUUAUGUGUGUUGGACUCCUCCACAGCAUCAUGGACACAGAUUACUCCAAGAGGGUGUACCAGGGCGUCCGAGUCAAGCACACAGUCAAAGACCUGCUGGCAGAGAAGAGGUCCCGGCAGACAAAUGGGCCUCGAUACAGUGGAAGAUCAACCACUCCUCCACCUUUUGUCCAGAUGCCAGCAGGGUCCCACUUGUUGCCCAGCUACUACGGCAUGAGACGUCCCUUCAUCUCUGACUCGGAUUUCUGUCCGUCCAACAAGCAGUUCUCCCCUGACAUGUACUCGUCCAGUCUGGCUGGUAAAGCCGUGAGCAGUGAACCGUCCAGCGUGAGCAGCUACUCCACCCUCAUCGACAGCUACUACCCAGACACCUUCGCUGACUACCGCAGCUCUGCCACGUUCUCCAGCCCGGCAGGAUCGUUUCUUCCCUCCACGGCUCUCUCCUCCCUGCUGCCCCCCUUCAGUGGAGAGUCUUCGCAUCUAUUCUUGAGAGAUGCGUGGGAGCAGGCAGACCCAGAACCAGUGCCGCCGGUGGAGCCUCUUUGCUCUGAGAGCCUUGCAGUCAUGAAUGUGCCAGCAUCCAUCCCCAGCCCAGAGCCGGAAGGCAGCCCCUCCCAGUACCGUUCCCCCAGCCACGGCUCAUCCAUGUGCCCAGUGAGCAGCAGCCAGCCAUACUCCCUGCAGGCUCUGGAGGAUGCUCACUACCAUGCUCUGGCCCCCAGCAGCUCCUACACAGUUCCUCCCUCUUCCUUCACCAAUCUGUCCUACAUGAGUGGUGACCUGGCGUCCAAGAUGGCGACCGAUGAGGGGUCAGAGAGCCACGCUGGCCUCCCUCAACCUGGAGACCCGCCCUCUUCCUGGGCUAAAGAGGAUAUUGUGGGCUCCUGGUCGCCAUAUGAGAUCAGGCGGGCCUACUGACCGAAAAGACUUUGAUUCCAAACGUCCAGGGAAGAAGGGAAACUGUUAACACAUGUGUACACAAUGCUCUCAUUCAUAUAUGACAGCAAGUGCUUUUUUAAUCAAAUGUCCACGUCCUUUGCCUUUUACCUUGUAAUGUCUUACUUACUCAAA
Messenger RNA from Synchiropus splendidus (mandarinfish), 1147 nucleotides. It is a transcript of the gene pou2af2a, whose product is annotated as POU class 2 homeobox associating-factor 2. The record is from RefSeq and is a predicted model, not a curated record. NCBI's taxonomy places the organism in Eukaryota, Metazoa, Chordata, Actinopteri, Syngnathiformes, Callionymidae. Gene Ontology annotation, molecular function: DNA binding; POU domain binding. Bases 80 to 994 code for a protein of 304 amino acids. The transcript has 5 exons.